UCCCCCGUCCUUGCGGGCUUCCUACAACGUAGAAAGCGUCUCAAGGCAGUCACUGUUCUCAUGCCUCCUCGACGUCCUGGACGAGGCCGUGGUGGGCCUGCCGGUGGUCCUCCUGCUGCAGGCCGCGGCGGUGCCCCUGCCGCCGGUCACGGUGCUGCAGCAGGUGGUGGGCCACAGGUGCCGGCCCAACACGUACAAGCCGUUGGUGUGCGGCGGCCUCCUCCUGGAACGUCAGGCCGACGACUUAUGGUUACGACGAAUCACUAUGCUGUUGAUAUGGCCACGGGCACAAUACAUCACUAUGACGUGGUCGUCACGCCAGACACACUCCCUGCUAAAUUUAACUUCAUGCUCGUGAACCGCCUGCAAGAAGUUAUUGCUCCCGCAGUCUUCACCCCGCGCGCUGCGUACGAUGGACGCAAGAAUAUGUUCGCGCCGCAGGAACUUAAUCUCGGCCAGACCCGAAGUGCAACGUUCGAUGUGACAACGGAAGACCCGGAUCCGAACAAUACGUCUGGUAAAGGUCCCAAAGUAUACAAGAUCAGACUGAGUUGGGUAGCCUCCAUCAACUCUGAGGUUCUGGCUCGUUUCCUGCAAGGCCAACAGUCAAAUGACAAUACUAUUUUGACUGCCAUAACUGCAUUGAACGUCGUCAUCAGAAUGCAGCCCUCGCUCCUGCAUCCGUUCAAUGCGCGUUCCUUCUUCACAAACGCCGAGACGAGAGAUAUCGGUGGCGGCAUCGAGUUAUGGCGCGGCUACUUCCAAUCGAUACGCCCUGCAAUUCGGAGAAUGUUGAUCAACGUCGACAUCUCUACGGCUGCGAUGUACAAGGAUGGCCCGCUGAUGAACACCUGUCUCGCCUUCCUCAACUUCAGGAACCCCGCCGACCUGACGAUAGGACGUUUCGAAGAGCGGGACCGCCUGCGCCUGAGUCGAUUCAUCAGUAACCUUCGCGUCGAUGUACGGGCUCUACCGCCCGUCCAGCCGCAGACAGGGCCCCGCCGUAACCGCAGGCCCCGCGCGAUCCAAGGCGUGACCAAAGCUGCCGCGUCUGGCAUAAGUUUCGAACGGAACGGCCAAAAGAUCACCAUCGCACAGUACUAUCGUCAGGUGUAUAACUACAACUUGAAGUUUCCGAACAUAGUCUGUGUUGAGGUCGGAAACAAGGGCGACAUCAUACCGAUCGAGCUAUGUGAAGUCAUACCUGCACAAAUGAUCAAGAAGCAGCUUUCGCCAGAUGUCACCAGCAAGUUCGUGGAAUUCUCGACGAAGGUACCCGCUGAACGACUGCAGAGCAUCCAACAAGCAUUCGGUGUACUCGCCUACGGGCAGUCUGAAUAUGUCCGUCAAUUCGGCCUUACAGUACAACCGAAUGCGCAGCCGCUGAGCACGCCGGCACGCGUCUUGAACCCGCCGACGCUGCGGUAUGGCCCAGGCUCCAAACAACCGACGGUUGACCCGCGCUCCGGAUCGUGGAACCUAGUGGACAAGAAGUUUCAUACGCCGAAAGGCUUCGACCGCUGGGUCGUGAUCGUGUACGAGAAUCCGCGGCGAUUUGACGUGCAGGUUGCCCAAGGAGUCGUCCGAGGGCUCUUGACUGCCUGUGAUGCAGUUGGUAUGCCUGUUCGGGAACGUGAUCCCAUCAUCAGGCACGAGAAUCCACAAGGACAGGUCUCCGAGCAACUGAAGGCCGCCGGCCAGGCAUGCAACCAGAAGAACAAGGGGUUCCCGAACCUCAUUGUUGCGAUCAUCCCCGAUGGUGCGACAGAUCUCUAUGUUGCUAUUAAGCACUUUGGCGAUGUAUUGACCGGAGUCCCGACGCAGUGCAUGAAAGCAAACAAAUGCGCCAGGGCGAGGGAGCAAUAUUACGCCAACAUAUGUCUGAAGGUCAACGUGAAGCUCGGUGGUGUCAAUUCUAUCCCGGACCCUCGUUCCGUCGCGUUCCUGACCGAUCCCAAGAACCCAACGGUUGUUAUGGGAGCCGACGUCAUGCACCCCCCUCCAGGAGCAAAGGAUCGGCCAUCAUUCGCGGCCCUCGUCGCCAACGUCGACUCGCACACCUCAAAGUACGUCGCGGACCUUCGCGUGCAAACCGGGCGGCGGGAGAUGAUCAACGAUCUCGAGGAUAUGAGUCAGCGUAUGCUCAGCAUGUAUAUGAACUACGGGAAGAACGUAGAGAAGAAGGCCAAUUCGGAGCCGAAGCGCAUCAUCUUUUACCGAGACGGCGUCUCUGAGGGAGAAUUUCAACAAGUUGUAGAUCUCGAGCUCCCGCGAUUGCGAAAGGCGUGCCAGAACCUCAAGAUCAACCCCAAGAUCACCUUGCUGAUCACAGGGAAGCGGCACCAUGUCCGGUUCUUCCCUCAGAACCCGCGAGAUGCGGACAGAAGCGGCAACUGUCAAGCGGGCACCGUCGUCGACGAGGAGAUCGUGAAUCCGAUCGAAUUCGACUGGUACCUCCAGAGCCAUGCUGGGCUGCUGGGCACCUCGCGACCUGCGCACUACAUUGUGCUACACGACGAGAACAACCUCAACUCCGACGGAUUGCAAGCGCUGACGUUCGCGCUCUGCCAUGUCUACGCUCGCGCGACGAGGUCGGUGUCCAUUCCGGCACCGGUCUACUAUGCGCACAUUGUCUGUUCGCGCGCCAAAAUCCACUACGACCCAUCGGAGCAGCUGAACCUCUCGGAUUCGGCGACGGUCGUCUCGGACGCGGCGUCCAUCUUGGAGAAAUACAAGGAUAAAUUCAAGCGCGUGCAUGGCACGCAAUCUUUCUUGAUGUACUUCUCCUGAACAUUCGCGAUGCCCAACAAUCUCCGAAUUCUUGAUACUAUGUCACUUACUGUCUGGCUCGCUACAAUGUUCCAAAAAUGACCUAUAACUGACGAUCUACACGCGGAACCUUGUAUGGUGCUAUCGCGCUGUCCUUGUUGAAUCGUAUUGUACAAUGUAUCGAAACGUCACCAAUCUUCCAUUCUACGCAUGUGUACCUCUUAUAUAACAAUGCAGAUCUUGAUACUCGAAA
Molecule: messenger RNA, 3022 nt
Organism: Rhodofomes roseus
Lineage: Eukaryota; Fungi; Basidiomycota; Agaricomycetes; Polyporales; Fomitopsidaceae
Product: argonaute-like protein
Exons: 23
Coding region: 61-2790 (909 amino acids)
Molecular function (GO): protein binding; RNA binding
Source: RefSeq, a predicted model, not a curated record